CUGGUGUGCAGCAGAAAAGCGUAGUGGUGCAGUGGAGUUCAUUCACCACAGAGAUCAGAGCUAUUCAACACACCUUCAGAUAGGCUCCAUUUGUAUUUGGACCUGUAUCCCAGCCCUACAACUUCAGAACUAUGGAUUUGACCUCUGGAGUAGAGAAGAUGUGGUCAGCGGCUGUAGUAGGGAAGGGUGCAACGUGUCUGUCAUGUAAAGGGAUCUGUUCUGGAUUCCUCCCCCAUUCCUGGAGAAAAGCCUGUACCCAGUGUGGCUGCGGUGUGGAAGACCACGGUCACCGUUCAGACCUGGAGGACGAUCACAAGAUGGGUCGUCUCCUCUCCAACUCCAAAUAUGUCCACCUGACAGCCAAGGUGAAGGGCAUCCGAGUGUACAAACGUAACCGUAUGGUCAUCACCAACCCUGUGGUGUCCAGGAAGGACCCCACCUUCAACACCAUCACCUACGACUGGGCACCGCCAGGACUCACACAGAAACUGGCCAUGCUGUAUAUGGAGUUGCUCCCAGAAGAAAAGCGUCCUGUAGCAGGGACUGAGGGAGCAAUGUACCGGCGCAGGCAGCUGAUGAGACAGCUGCCUGUCUACGAUCAGGACCCCUCCCAGUGCCACGGGCCACUACCAGAGGAUCAGUUGCAGGCCAUGUCUGUCUUCAUGAAGCGCUACAAAGAGGAGGCUCUAGGAGUAGGGGAGGUGGCGCUGCCUGGGGAGGGAGGCGCUAACCCUCCGCCCGUCGUCAAAGGACAGAAGCAGAAGGACAGAACUGGGAAUGGGCAGGUCACCAAUGUCCAGCCAGGCCCUGUUGAUACUCCUACCACCAAUGUCCAGCCAGGCCCUGUUGAUACUCCUACCACCAAUGUCCAGCCAGACCCUGUUGAUACUCCUACCACCAAUGUCCAGCCAGACCCUGUUGAUACUCCUACCACCAAUGGGACUGACUGCUGUAAAAGUGAAUAUCAUUGCAGUGGUUGCGGGGAGCUCGCCCCCCUGGACAGUCCUGUGGUGUAUGCAGAGUGGGCGGGCUACGACAAGCAGUGGCACCCGACCUGCUUCGUGUGUUCAGAGUGUGGAGAGGCUCUGGUGGAUCUAGUGUACUACUGGAGGGAGGGAGAGCUGCUCUGUGGAAGACACUACUGCCAGAGGACCAGGCCACGCUGUUCGGGAUGUGAUGAGCUGAUCUUCUGUGAGGACUACAAGAAGGGGGCAGAUGGCCGGGCGUGGCACCAGGACCACUACUGCUGCUGGCGGUGUGGACAGAGUCUGGACAGCCCCUGUUCCUGUCCCCAAACACCAAGCCCCAAGCCUGUUUAGGCCCUCCACCACCCAGCCGUAACCAAGACCGCUUCUGACAGUUCCUGUACCCAAACACCAAGACCAGUUUGACAGGCCCAUGCUCUUUACACCAAACACCAAGACCAGUUUGACAGGCCCAUGCUCUUUACACCAAACACCAAGACCAGUUUGACAGGCCCAUGCUCUUUACACCAAACACCAAGACCAGUUUGACAGGCCCAUGCUCUUUACACCAAGACCAGUUUGACAGGCCCAUGCUCUUUACACCAAGACCAGUUUGACAGGCCCAUGCUCUUUACACCAAGACCAGUUUGACAGGCCCAUGCUUUACCCAUCCACCAGCAAACCCAUUACACCAAGGCUGGCCAUCUUCUAGAGAUAAAAUCACAUAAUAUGUAUAUGAUAAUGAUGUCACUGAGCUAACCCUUCUCUCAGGGACCUACACUACCCCUGCAGGAUUUCCAUUAUUUUCCUUUUAAACCUUUAAUAAAGUACUCAGUGAUUGGUUGUGAA
Oncorhynchus gorbuscha (pink salmon) is the source of this 1814-nucleotide messenger RNA. RefSeq names its product LIM and cysteine-rich domains protein 1-like. The record is from RefSeq and is a predicted model, not a curated record. Gene Ontology annotation, molecular function: zinc ion binding. Lineage: Eukaryota; Metazoa; Chordata; Actinopteri; Salmoniformes; Salmonidae. The transcript is spliced from 8 exons. The coding region runs from base 132 to 1319 and encodes 395 amino acids.